Messenger RNA from Myxocyprinus asiaticus (Chinese sucker), 2059 nucleotides. It is a transcript of the gene lat, whose product is annotated as linker for activation of T cells. The record is from RefSeq and is a predicted model, not a curated record. Lineage: Eukaryota; Metazoa; Chordata; Actinopteri; Cypriniformes; Catostomidae. Bases 777 to 1409 code for a protein of 210 amino acids. The transcript is spliced from 13 exons.
CAUUAUUGUUUUUAAAAUAGCCUAUUAUUGUUUGAAAUAGAACCCUGGACAUAAUUGGGUGCAAUGAAAUUAUAAUCUUGUUCUAAUGUAGACACAUUCUCAGACUAAUGUAGGUUAAUCGUGUGCAUGCAAGGACUGUGUGAUUAGUAGUAGCCUGUGUUUGGGUGGCCGUCACUACCUUUGGAUAUCAAACCAAAUAAAAAAAAAACAAGAAACUGAAUAAAAUCUGCAUGGUGACAGAAAAGAGCAAGACACCAAACCUUCAGAUGAAAGCAGAUAAGGAGGGAUGUGACAUGUAGAAAGCAUCCACUUAGAGAGAGAUUGGGGCAGAAAAAAGAUGCUGAGUGGUGCAGGCAACAGAAUGGCAUUUUCAAUGAGCCAAUGAGGAGAGAGAGCAAGUGCAGCAAAAAAAGAGACCUAAAAGUAAAAAGUUCUUUGCGGCAAAGGCCUAGUAGAUCAGAACCCACCUCAACGGCUCAUCAAAUAACAAGAUUUAAGGAAUUAAGUGCAGAUAUGAGCAUAUGUUGCUGAUAUUUGGGUUAGGAUAUCGAGCAAACGGGAGAAAGAGAGCAAAGGGACUGCACCUGAGGAAUAAGAAAGGGGCAAGCUGUGUGGGUUGCAGAAUAAAAAAUGGUGGCACCUUUAGUGUGAGCUGCGAGUUAAGUGUGAAUUUUGCAAUCUGCAUUUAGCCUGAUAACAGGUCUCCAGUUUUGUUUCAGAUCUCAGCUGAGCAGAACCUGUGGUGUCUUGACUGACUUUGCUGCUACUAAUCAGUUAUGGACUCCACUGCACUGCUGUCUGUUGUGGGCGGUGCUCUCCUCCUGUCAAUCAUCUUUGUAACCAGUCUUUGUGUAGACUGCUGGGGCCGCAAACAACCAACAUCCAUCCAUCAGAGGUCCAGUGAUUCUAGUCCAGAAUACAACUCAACAUCAGGUUUCAUGGGUAGGCAUCCUGAGUCUACAUAUGCACCCCAUUUAGACCAUCAUAGAUUUCAAACCAUGCCUUACCCACUACCCAAUUCCCUAAGUUCUCCAUCAAUUACUGUAGAGAAGAGACCCUCCUAUCCUCCCUCAGAAACUGGAAGUCAAGCCAGUUAUGUGAACCAAAAUGAUGAGCCAUUUCAGCCCACAGAUGAACCAGACAAUUACAUAACUGUGAUUCCAGAUUGUCCCAGCAGAACAUCGUCUCAGAGCUCAGGAGCAAAUUAUAUAAACAUAGUGAAAGAGGACGGGAAUGAAUCUGCAUGUGAUGAAUGUGACAACAGAGAUGAUGACUCAGACUCUGGUGAUUAUGAAAACCUCAAAGACAAUUUAAACAAUCCAGACCUUGGACACCAAACCCCUGCUGUGUCCUUUGGAAGUAUUGACAGUAGCUCUGAUUAUGUCAACACUGACCCAAAUCCACAAUAAUUAAGGAUGACUAGAGUUAACGAAAGAAAGCCCAUGAAUCAUCCUGCCUGCCAGAACUUUCCAGAUGUCCCCAGUGCUCUGGAAAUUGUUGAAGUGCAAUGAGGCAUCAUCAACAAUGCACUGAAGCCUUUUGUUACAUUCAGUCCUUACGAAACAUCAGCUGACGAUACCUGAGAAUAUUUUAUUUGAUUACUUUUUAUGUAUAUAUAUAUACUUUUGCAGUUUACAGCCUUCUACAUCCUGGCUUUUACUUCUAAGAAUAUGAUCACACCACUGUUUCUUUGAUUGACAACACAUGUAAUAUUCAGCUUUCAAUGCCGUUUUUUUUGUAAAUGGAGAAAUAAAUCAAGCAUCACUAAACUCAUCUGGUGUGUCGAGUAUCAAACAGCAAAAUACUGGAGGAAAAUGUUUACAUGGGAAUUCAAGAAAUACAGAUGAAAGAUCACCUGCAAUGAAUUAAGGCAGUUUACCAGUGACUCUUCAAUGAUAGGAAAAUUAAAUGCAGAAUUAAAUCUUAUCUAAAAACUACUGCAACUUGAAUUCACAUGAUUUCUGAAGAGGAUAAGGAUUUAAAAAAUGUUUUAUAGAGAUUGCACACAAUGUUGAACACAAGUGGGAAAAAAAAAAAAAAAAAAAAUCACCCAAUAAUU